AAUACGUCAUUGAAUUUCAAUCUCCGUGGACAUGUGUACAUUCAGGCGGGUUUAAGGCCAGCAUUACUAAAACAUAAGCUAGUAAAUGUUCUGGUGGAGGCAUGUCUAUGCUCGGGAGCCAAGGAUACCACCACCAACCCAGGGAAACCACCAAAAUUAUCAAAUAAGAAAUGGAGAAAGAAGUUCAGGAACAAGCCUGCAUCAAAUGAACACCUGCCCUGGGAGGAGAGACUGGCCGACGCUGUCACUCCUCUGUGGCGCCUGAGUUACCACGAUCAACUCCAGCUGAAACAGAAGCACCAGGAGAGGAUCCUACUACAGCUCUCAGAUCAGCUCUUAUGUGGAGAGUCGACCCAACAUAAGGCCUUGACACAAUGUCCUUCUCCACCCAGGAGUACCAAACUCAGCUUCCCUCUGCUGCCUAUCUUACCGUCACCUGUCAGGGACGGCUACCGCAACAAGUCUACCUUCUCAGUCAACCGUGGCGUGGAUGGCAACCCUAAGACGGUGGGGUUCUACGUGGGAACGGGAAAGGUGGGAAACAUUGUGUGUGUGAACGGGGACCACCUCCUCAACAUGCCCGAGAGACAUAAGCUGGUGGCCAGGUGCUACCAGGACUUCCUCCGCCUUUCAGCCCUGGAGCCCUGUCUGCUGUUCCACGACGGAGGCCACUGGAGGGAGGUGACAGUGAGGACCAACGCAGCAGGCCACACCAUGGCCAUCGUCUAUUUCCACCCACAGAGGCUCACCCCGGAGGAGAUAGAGGUCCAUAAGUCCUCCCUGGUGGAGUACUUCACCCAGGGGCCUGGUGCCAUCUGCCAACUAGACUCCCUGUACUUCCAGGAGAGCUCCAUGACCCGUUGCAGCCACGAGGAAUCCCCCUACCAGCUUUUGCAUGGCCAGCCACACAUACACGAGGAGAUUUUGGGGUUCAAGUUCCGCAUCUCGGCAGACGCCUUCUUCCAGGUGAACCAAGGGGCGGCGGAUUCGCUGUACCGCACAGUGAGAGAGAUGGGCCUCCCGAAUGGAGCUCGAGAGGGAGGAGGAGGGGGCACACUCUUGGAUGUGUGCUGUGGAACGGGGGCCAUCGGUAUCACCAUGUCCCCCAGAGCGGACCGCGUCAUCGGGAUAGAACUCAUCCAGCAGGCCGUGGAAGACGCCAGGCAUAACGCAGCCCUCAACCAGAUCCAGAAUUGUGAGUUCCUCCCUGGGAAAGCCGAGGUUGUCCUUCCUGGGCUCAUGGAGGUCCUGGGCUCCACCACCGACUCUGGAGGCCCCCUCACGGCUGUGGUGAACCCAGCCCGCGCUGGCCUGCAUUAUCGUGUGAUCCGGACUCUAAGGAAUCACUCAUCUAUCCGCAGGCUGCUCUAUAUCUCCUGCAAACCCGAAGGAGAGGCCAUGAGGAACUUCAGGGAGCUGUGUUGCAGUCCCGACCCACAUAGGAAGCUGACAGGCGAGGCUUUCAGGCCGACUGUGGCUGUGCCUGUGGAUAUGUUCCCUCACACGCCACACUGCGAACUGCUGCUGGUCUUUGAAAGAUAGUUAAUUACUACAACUUCCGUAUCAAGUUUUUCUAAUUCUUACACUUAGUGAAUGGUGUCCUCUGGAUUGUGUGAUGACUGCAGAGAUAAAACAUUCAAAUCAGUGGAAACUCAAUUCCAAAAUCCUCUCAAAAAGGAAAGUGAUCAUUACAUUUUUAAAAAUGCUGAGAGCUUUUCAAUGUCAUGUAGAAUGUUGAAUGAAAGUUGUGUUAUUCAGAGAUGCAAGUCUAAUGGGGGGGGUUGUGUCCCUAAAUCCUGCAGCAGCAGUGAAGCAAAACAUUUCCUGCCUUUUGUGAAUGGAUCAAAAGUAGGAAAUGAGUGGAGAGCAGGGGAAGUGUGUUUGGGGUUGCUUGCUCACAAAAUGCAAGAAUAGAUUCUACACUAUCUUCCUGUAUUCUGUGUUUGAAUGAGGCAUAUGCACAUGCUGUAUUUCAUGUUACUUCAUGUUACUUCAUGUUACAUGCCUGAACUGAGUAGGCAUAAAGUCUAUAUCUACACUAGGUGGUGCUAUGGAGUCCAAUGGUCCAACUAUUAACUAAUACUGUGUUGCCUUCAGGUAUGGUACACAUCUUCCAAUAUUGCUGACAUACAAGACAGAAGGUACCCAUCAACUUGAUCAACUAGGGUGGAAUCUAAAGUAUUUUAUCAGUUAACCCUUCUAAAACCCAUAGUUAACAUAUAACAAACUUAGAACAAAAUGCAUCAUGGACAUAUUUGACAAGUUUGGGAUAAAUGCAGGAAGUAAGCAAUUUUCAGUCCUGCUUUAAACCACUUCACUGCCACUAUAGUUCACUGACUUAUUGCAAAUAAUGUUUCAAAUACAGAUUAGGAGAAACCGCCUGUUUGAGCUAGAGAGGUUAUGUUGUUCAUGUGUCGUAAUGUGUUGCAACAAGUGCUCCUUGGCAUGCCUGACAACAGUGUGGUUUUUUUCUCCCCAGAAGUGGUCAGAGGGAUGACGUCAUGCCAGACCUAGACCACCAGAGCUGCUGACCAGUACAUAUCUCCCUAAGCCAGGAGAUAUGUAGCCUGGUCUCAGAUCUGUUCGUGCUGUCUUGUGACAGUGACCAUAGGAGUUGGCAAAACAGCAUAUGAGAUGGCAAGACAGCACAAACUGAUCUGGGACCAGGCUAGUAGAACAGUGACAGGUUGGCGAGACAGAUGACCACAUUGUCAAACAUAGUUGAGAGAGAGAAGUGGAUUCCAGAGAGUCAAGAUGAGCAUGCAUGUUUUGUUUAUCUUUAUGGCUUAGGUGCCAGUCAGUGCCACUUAUAUGACUUGUAUUACAAGGGGAGUUACCUGGUUGUUUGCUAAUCUAGGUUUGUAUCAAACUUGAAUCAGAUUUCAGAGUGAUAACAUUUCUAGAAUGUUCUCUGAUAUAUUGAUUAGUCAACAUCAUAUCAGGGCUGUAAUCAUAAAGCGUCUUAGGGUAGGAGUGCUGAUCUAGGAUCAGUUGAGCCUUUUAGGUUAUAGUGAAUGUACUGGGGGACCUGCGGCUGUAUCAAGGAUCUAGGAUCAGGUCUCCUCUUGUGGUCUGAUUGUGUUCCGAUCUGGCUGACCACUUCAGGAGGACAGUGCCAGGUUGGCAAUCAGGCUACCGAAAGCGCAUACAGUGGGCGACGUCAGCACCCCUCCUACAAGUCUCCAGAAAGCGUGUGUUUUGGGACCGAGAGGCACUUUUUCAUUACAAUGUUGGAGGAAAUAUGUUCCUAGCAUGUGAGGAAUGUGUUUGCUGGCCUCAUACAGCAGUUAGCUACUGCCAUCAGUUGUUGUGUUUGUAUCAUAUUUGACCUAUUCCACCGUUUGUAUAAUGCAAACUGGCAUUUGAAUACAGUGCGGGAAUCCGGACACGGUAGACACAUUUAAAUGUUGGUGUAUGUAGAUACAUCACGGGUUUGGAACUCCAUGAUCAGAAAUCUAUCAUCAGAGUACUAAAGCUGUAUGAACUGUCAAGUCUAGACACGGCCUUAGAUGUUUCAUAUGGCCCCAAAUCCUAGACUAGCAAUCUUACUGACAUGCCGUGUUCAGAGGACAAUUAUGAGCCACUGUUUGAUAACGUGCUUUCCACAGUGCAGGCACACCUAUACCUGUUAACCUUCCAAGGAUUCAGUGUUUGAGCAAGUGAAUAUGGUUUAAAAUCAACCAGACAAUAUCAGGUUAAAUUCCAACCAAUUGUGUAAAUUAUAUGUAUGAUGGGUGUGCUGUGUUUAUCCUACUUGUUCAAUACAGAAAGAGUUUAUUAUCCAACCAUGUACUGUACUUUAUAGGAUAUUUAAGCCUAUCUUGAAGGACUUAUUCUGACAGUCCAAACUGACCAGUAAAAAGGUAUGUUUCCUUUAUGAAAUUAGAGAAUGCAUGUUUCUUUCUGCCUACAAAGAGUUGUGACCUGUAAGAUUAUUUGGCUCAUGGCAGUUUUGAAGACUUGUUGCAACAGGUAAAAUAUGGGGCAUGAUGAUAAUUGUGUGUUUGAUCCUUCCAAGGAUCAAGUUUUGGCAAGUUGAAAAUAUUAGGUUGAAGUUCAACCAGUAGGGAAAAUUAAUGUAUGACGGUUGUGCUCUGUAACACAGAACCAUGUACUUUGUAAUUACUAAAGUACUUUUCAGCAGCGAUAUGAGAUUUGUAUCUGCAGUGUAUCUGCACCAAUGAAACUGUAUAAGGUUGGUUGACUCAUGCCAUGAGACAACCAACCUCGCAGGCUGCCUCGUAAUUAGAGACGGGUCGGUAACUUCAGGGUUGCCGGUUUCAAUCCUGGAGCUGACUGGGGGAAAAUCCCCAAAGAUUGAGACGGCAGCCGGAGGGUUACGAAUUUCAACAUCCCAUAACGCCGUUGUGCGUUAGAGCAAGGCACUUUACCCCUAAUUGCUCCAGCAGCCCUUAAUUAUGCUGCUCACGUUUGUGUUUUCUGUCAGGUUGGGUACUGUGACCGCAAAACAUACAUUAUGUCCAUGUAAAUGGACCAAUAAAUGAAGUAUUCUAGUAUUGCAUUGCAGGGGCUUGUCAUGUUUCAACAGGUAGCCUAAAAUAUGGUGUAUUUGUUCCUUCCAAGGAUCCGGUUUUGGCAUAUGAAAAUACUAGGUCAAAGUUCAACCAGGCAGGAAACUCCAUGUACGACAUUUGUGCUCUACUUGUGCAAUAUGGAAAAUAUAUUUGAUGCUUCCGUAUACUUUAUUGUUGUACUUUUAAAGCAAUUAAAUAAGAUCUGUAUUUGUAGUGCAGUGCAGUCUAAACGAUAUACGGUUGGUUGACUCAUUGCAGUAUUGAGGUCAUGUUUUAACAGGUAAAAUAUGGUGUGUUAUUAUGGUGUGUUUGCUUGAUACUGAACACCUGUUGAAAUAUAAGUAAUUUCAUUCAUAAUUACUCUAUUAUAUAAACAUGGGUCAAGGCUACAGGAUGAGCAAUAUUGUUAUAGAAAAUAGUCUAUUGAGGAUCCUAUUGAUUCAAGUGAUUUUAAUAAUAGUUAAAAUAUUGUAUUUGUUUAAUAUGUAUGAGAUUAUAUUCAUAGUUAUUAUAAUCAUGUUUUAAGCAGGUCAGGAUCAGGUCACCCCAUGUCCAUGUAAUCUUAUCCAUUGUGAUGUUAAAAAAAAAAAAAAAAAAAAU
Molecule: messenger RNA, 5135 nt
Organism: Oncorhynchus kisutch (coho salmon)
Lineage: Eukaryota; Metazoa; Chordata; Actinopteri; Salmoniformes; Salmonidae
Gene: trmt2b
Product: tRNA methyltransferase 2B
Exons: 4
Biological process (GO): RNA processing
Molecular function (GO): tRNA (uracil(54)-C5)-methyltransferase activity, S-adenosyl methionine-dependent; RNA binding
Source: RefSeq, a predicted model, not a curated record